Molecule: messenger RNA, 992 nt
Organism: Harmonia axyridis
Lineage: Eukaryota; Metazoa; Arthropoda; Insecta; Coleoptera; Coccinellidae
Product: kynurenine formamidase-like
Exons: 5
Coding region: 173-940 (255 amino acids)
Molecular function (GO): arylformamidase activity
Source: RefSeq, a predicted model, not a curated record
AAUAGACAAAAUGCGUGCGAAUAGCAUCAUAUAUUCCCAGAUAAAUGAUAACCUUCGCACACAUAGAUAUCAUAAUUAAUCCGUAAAAUUUGCAAACUAAGCCUGCUUGGAAAUAUUUGGCAUAAUAACACAAUUCCUCAACAAACCUUUUCUUGAAUUUCUUUGCAAAUUUAUGAUGGUCUCCUUGUCGGUGCAACUUAUCUUCAUAGUCCUUUUAGUGGCUUUCAAUAUUGAAUAUGGGAGUCAAAAACAGAUUAUUGAUCUAACGUGGGACUUCGAAGAAAAAAGUAUAUAUUGGCCGGGUGCCUUACAGUUCAACUUCACCAAAAAGAUUGCAUCAUCUCGAAGGGGAUUCUGGUACGCCUCUAAUGAGUUUCAAGCUGCUGAACACGGAGGAACCCAUUUGGAUGCGCCAUAUCAUUUCGACAAAGAGGGCUGGAAGGUUUCUGACAUACCAAUCCAAAGAUUUUUCGCAAAUGCUAUCAUGGUGGAUUUAAGCGCUAAAGUUGAAACAGGAGGUCCAGACUACACAGUAGAUAAGAAGUUACUUGAAGAUAAACUAAAAGCCUUUGAACCAAUCCAGAACAAUACAGUGUUGUUGAUCAAAUAUGGAUGGUCUAAAUAUUGGCCGGAUAAAGCAAAAUAUUUGAGGCCAGAUGACGAAGGACUUCACUUUCCAGGUUUAAGUAACAACUCUGCCACCUUGAUUGCUAACGAUGGAAGGUUCGUUGGCAUAGCUGUCGACACAGCAAGUGGAGAUGCGGGGUAUUCUAAGAAUUUCGAAGUACACAGGAUUCUAUUGGGAAAAAGAUUAUAUAUUUUAGAAAAUACAAAAAUGACAGAAAAUAUUCCAGAUAAAACGUUCUCUUUGGUGGUGGCCCCCAUGAAGCUAAUGGAAGGAACAGGAGCGCCGGUUAGAAUUUUCGCCGUUAUAAAUUAGAGAAAAAAAAACAAAAAUAGAAUGAUCUGUCAAUAGAAGUCACAUUAUGCUU